AUGCGUCCUGCAACCUUGUACAAAAGGUAUCAAGCAAAGCUUGCUGCUCGUGAGACUGCACGCCAGCGCAUGUUGGUGACCGCAUGGGAAAUCGAGGAAACUGAGCGCUUCCUUGAAUUCCUCGAUGCUCUGCAUGUCGACAACGAAGAACGGCUCGGAUUCGCUCAAGAAGACUUAAACAUCUUUAGGAAGCUAUUUUCUGAGCGUGACCGUUCUGAUGUCAAUGACGACAGAGAUUAUCUUCAAGCUGUGUAUGAGGAUGAAAUGGAGAUUCUUCGCGUUGUCUCGCUACAAGCUGAGCAGUUCUCAAAGAUCUUAGGUGCACGUGUCAAGAAGGAUUUCUUGCAACCUGGAGCCAGAGGAUUGGGAUCCCCAUCGCCUGAGCCUGGGGUUUCGGUUAGAGAUAAUCUGGUAUCCGCAGAUCUGGAAGAUAGCUCACAGGUUUCGGUCAAUUCGGCAGCACAGUCCGCACACCCUUCCCCAAAUGUGCACCGCCCCGCAAAGGACUCCGCGCACCACCAACACGAGUCCGCUCCCCACCAGCGCGAGCCCGCUUACCAUCAGCAUGAAGAUUUCGCCCACCAUCAGCAUGAAGAUCUCCCCCAUCAUCAGCAUCAGGAUUUUGCCCACCAUCAGCAUCAGCCCACUCCCCACCAGCGCGAGCCCGCUUACCAUCAGCAUGAAGAUCUCGCGCACCAUCCGCAUCAGGACUUCGCGCCUCCUCAGCAUGAAGAUCUCGCAUACCAUCCGCAUCAGAACUUCGCGCCUCCUCAGCAGGACUUCGCGCCUCCUCAGCAGGACUUCGCGCAUCCUCAGCAGGACUUUGCGCCUCCUCAGCAGGACUUUGCGUAUCCUCAGCAGGACUUUGCGUAUCCUCAGCAGGACUUUGCAUCUGGCGCUGGAUCCUCGACCGGAUAUGUUGCUCCGUCAUUAGCGCCCAGUUGGGUCAGCGAUGAUGAGGAAUUCCAGACCCUUUCGGUCCCGCCACCGGAUCUCGAACACUUACGGCCAAUGUCGACGGGAGAGAUCCCCAACUCCCAUGUGAUACAUACCACAGGGCCCGCAAGGACAUCGAAAGCACGUCGUCGUGCAACUCGACGCCUGCCCCCCACACCAUGUCUUCUCAUUCCUGCUGUGACGCCCCCAACAAUGACGGGGACAGUGGCACCUACGGAAUCCAUCGAAGGUUCCACCAUUAAUAUUAGUCCCGAGACACGCAAACAAGCGAUCUCGCUCUCAAAAGAGCGCAUAUUAUCCAUCGUAUUUUCCGAGGAUGCAUUGGCAUAUCUGGUAUCUGACAAAAAACGCAUCAUCAGAAAUGUUAUUUCUGAAGACGUCGCAAAUAUUUGGUGCGCAGUGACGAAGUUUCGCACUUCGUUUGCAACGAUCAUCCGACAUGCUGUCGUGAUGGGAUAUUCCCUUUUCCCACCACCGGGCUGUGUUAUCCCCCCAGAUACUUUUCGUGUCGAUCGAAUACGCCGCCUCGUCGUAGAUAACGCCUUAGCGUUCAUGCAUCAAUACACGUUCACUGCAGACGGUGCGCUUGUCAUUAACUCGAAAUUCACCAAUCCAUUCGUCCUUCACGUCCUAACGAGACUCAUAUGGUGUUCGCCCUUCGGGCUACAUACAUUUCUCGACGAAUCCCCACGCCGUCAACUACGUUACGCUAUUGGCGCAGCCGGCGCCAUUACAGAGUCUGCAUUGAUGGAGCAGGGCUUGAUACAACUGACGAAGGGUAGGAUCACCCCCCAGAUGACGUUUUCGACAUUCACGAAUAUUGUUCUGAGCCUGGAUCGGCUCGAUGACAAUGAAAAGUCUGUUUUUGACGAGUUUACAGAUAGUAUUGUCGUUUGCGGGCGCUCGCAACAAACUAACGACGAACUAUCUGAUUUUGUUUUCGAAUAA
Molecule: messenger RNA, 1905 nt
Organism: Suillus plorans
Lineage: Eukaryota; Fungi; Basidiomycota; Agaricomycetes; Boletales; Suillaceae
Exons: 7
Coding region: 1-1905 (634 amino acids)
Source: RefSeq, a predicted model, not a curated record